This is a messenger RNA of Melozone crissalis (California towhee), 366 nucleotides long. Its product is annotated as prolactin-releasing peptide-like. NCBI's taxonomy places the organism in Eukaryota, Metazoa, Chordata, Aves, Passeriformes, Passerellidae. The record is from RefSeq and is a predicted model, not a curated record. Bases 1 to 327 code for a protein of 108 amino acids. Gene Ontology annotation, molecular function: hormone activity. The transcript has 2 exons.
AUGUGGCAUCCAAUCUCCUGGACACCACGUGCCCAGUGGUCACCAAACCACUUAAAGCUAGUCACUGUCUAUGUCCUGAUGCUCUUGGUGUCACUCAGCUUUGCCUCGGGACAGAGCAGGCCAUUUAAACACCAGAUAGACAACAGAAGUCCUGAGAUUGACCCCUUUUGGUAUGUGGGCCGUGGCGUUCGCCCCAUCGGUCGCUUUGGGAAGAGGCAGCUGAGAAGCAGCAGUGGCAGCCUGAGGCCUGUGAGCAGACACCUGGAUUUCAUCUUGAAUGCUUUGUGGGAGCAAAAGUCCUUGGACACAGAGGACAGUGACUGGUGAUCUCUGUUCCCCAAGGUGGCAACCCAACUUCUGUUCUUU